AUGUAAUAUUAAUUUGACUGCCAUACUGCACAUGCUGUAUGUUCGUUAGAUAGAUUUAACCUGCUAAAUAAUGGGGAUCGCAAAAAUUUUACGAUGAACAUUGGAUUUUAAUACAGAGCCUAUGAUCGAUAUAGAUGAAAUGAAAGAAAUAAACGAGAGCCUAUGAUCGAUAUAGAUGAAAUGAAAGAAAUAAACGAGCCUAGGAUAUAGUCGAAAUGGAAAAAAUAGACGAGAUACUUCUUUAUGCUGCAAAAGACGGGAGACUGUAUGACGUCAUUCUGUGUUUAAAGUACCGAGCUGAUAUAAACUGUCAAGAUAUGAAUGGUAGAACUCCAUUGCAUUAUGCUGUUAAAGAAAGACACAAGACUACAAUCUCAUUAUUAUUAGAGCGAGGCAGUGAUCAAACUCGAAAAGACGAGUAUGGUAGAACUUCAUUGCAUUAUGCCGUUAAAGAUGGAUACUUGAACACAGUCUCAAUGUUAUUGAAGCAUGGCAGUGAUCCAAAUAUGAAGAACAAAUAUGGUAGAACCCCGUUGCAUUAUGCCGUUAAAGGUGGACACAAGAACAUAGUCUCAUUAUUAAUUAAGCGAGGCCUAGAUCUAAAUUUGCAGGACAAGUUUGGUGGAACAUCAUUACAUUGGGCUGCAGACUUUCGACACCCGGAGAUAUUCAUAAUAUUGUUGAAGUCCGGCAGUGAUUCAUCAAUAAAAAAUAUUUCGGGAAAAACACCGUAUGAUAGAUUGAAAGAAGUUCUUGGUGGUUCAGUUGACACUAAAGAACUAGAUUUAGUGCUGGAGUCCGUGGAACUAAUUAUACAGGAAAAAGAAAACGAAAAACCAGAAACAGCUAGAGUCUUAAAGGAAUUGAGAGGACUUGGUUUGGAAACAAUUUCCGAUCUGCAGGAAGUGCUCAAACUUGGCCAAUUUAAAUGCUACUGGAACAGAAUAUAUCUUGUGGGGCCUUAUAACUCAGGCAAGAGCUGUCUUGCAAAAAUUCUAGUCGGCGAACCAAUUCCAAAAGAGCGAGAAUCAACUGAUGGAAUAUGGAUAUACAUUGGAAGGGCUGGCAUGGACUUAGAGAAAACACAAUGGAUGUGUUUUCCAAAAGGUUGUGCUGUGCAGGAAGUACUAAGGAGUAUGCUAAUGACCAUUUCUAAAUCUGAAAGUACAGAAACGCCACAAUAUGAUAUCAAUACUUCACAAUAUAUAACAAUGGUCCCUACAACAAAAGUUACUAUACAACCUGUUAUAGAAGAUAACACAAGUAGUUCACACCCAGAAUUGGCAUCUAAGUCUAUUGAAGAAACCAUUUUAAAAAGCGAUGUGCGAAAAAUUACCGAUAGCGAUUGCAGUAUGCCUAAAUUCCAGUGUGACACAAGUAAUUGGCCGGAUAGUCAAACUCCUAGCUCUACCGCAAUUGCCUUCAGUGAUAAUUACAGAGGAGCCAAUGUGUCUGAAAAAGAAACCACAAAUGAAUCUACUAUUCCUUUUGGUUUAGAAAUUUGUGCUGCUCAAGAAAAAAAUAUUGAAGAAGUUCCUGUUGCUACGAAAAAUUCUUUCACAGGAAUCUUAAUUUCGAAAAGUAAACUAUCCAGUAUUCAUGCUGUGAACAAGGAAACAGAUAAAUCAAGAGGAUUACCAGAAGACCGCAAUGUGUCAAGUGUUUCGUAUGAAGAACAGUUAAAAAAAAAGAUAUCAAGUGAAUUGUCACAUAAAAAAAUCCACCAACUAGUGACCCAAGCUAUUACGAAUGGACAGUAUAAACAAACUGUAAUACCUAUAGAUAUCUGGGAUUUUGGCGGACAGAAAGACUAUCAUAUGACCCAUCAGCUCUUUAUUACAAGCAGAGGGAUUUUUGUAUUGAUGUUCAAUGGUAGCAUUGAUUUAAAAAAGGCAAGACGAGAUUUAGCAUUUAUGCAAGGAUAUUCCGCUAAACGUUCAUCAGUGGCAGUAUAUCUGAUUCACUGGGUGAAUUCCAUUUUAACAUACUCCAAACGCUUAGAUAAAGGAUUUCCAAGAAUUGUUUUUGUAGCUACGCAUAAGGAUAAGAUUGCAAAGAAGAAGCAGGCAUCUCACAGAAACAAACUUAUGGAUCAAAUCGGGGAUUUAUUUAAAUCACAUGCAGGUCUAAAACAUCUUGACUUCAGGCCACUCAUUUUUAUCAAUGCUAUAGAUAUAAACGAUCCAGAGAUUGAAGAUCUCCGAAUGGGUCUGAUGAACAGAGCUCGUGAGCAUCCACGAUGGGGUGAACUUAUGCCAACAGUAUGGGUUCCAUUGGAAUUGCAGCUAUUAAUGGAAGUAGAAAAAGGCAUAAAUAUUAUGUCAAAAAAACAGCUGGAAAUGCUAAAUUCACAGAACGAAUCAAUGGUACUCACGGAACAGCAGCUGGAAACUUUUCUUUUGGUUCAACAUUCUCUUGGAAAAGUACUUUACUUCAAUACAAAUACACUCCGUAACUUUGACAUCAUUAAACCAGCCUUCCUUGUAGAUGUUCUCCGAUCAAUAGUUACAGAAAAGCAGUUUUGGAUCAAAGAGAGGCGGUUUGUUCGUAUCCUACAAUCAUUGAUAGAUACAGGCUUUGUUGAACGGGAGGAUAUUUAUCUAAUAUGGAAUCAGGACGCUUUUAACCAAAUUCUUCCUUAUAGAGAAUUUAUGAUUGAAGUUUUGGUUCAUCUGGACAUCCUAGUUGCUCCACAACCUCACGAUGAAAAUUUGAACUAUAACAUUCAAGACAUUUCAAGGUUUCUUGUUCCUUGUAUGAUAACAAGACCUAACAAAACCAAGUACAUGAAAAAAUUUUGUACUUCAAAAACGUCUAUUGUAAUGUCAUAUACAUUCAUUGAAGAAGUCAUACCCCCAGCGCUUACAUAUAGGUUUCUUGGGUCAUUUGUUACCAUGUGGGGUGUAAAAAAUUACAAAGGAAAAAAGAGAAUGCUGUUCAGUGAUCUUGCCGUUGUAGAAGUGGAUAAAAGUCAUGAUGUUGCAGUGCAGGUAUUGAAAAAUAGAGUUGUGGUAUUUUUAAUCCAUUCAGAAAGGAAGGAAAAUAUUAUACCAACACUUGCAUCUUCUGUGCAAGAGUGCUUAUCUGUAGCAGUUCACAGAAUUUCUGAAUUUUACUCAACGCUUUCGGAGGAGAGCAAUACAUUGCAACAAAACUCUCAUAUGGUCAUGCCAUUUGAAAUUGAUUUUGGGGUUCAUUGCAAAACUUCUGUAUGUUUCUUUCCACUAAAAGAAAUCCCAACAUCUGCUCAAAAUCAAGGAUGGCGAUGCAGCUGCCACAGACGGAAUCAUGAUGUCAGCUCUCUUAGAUUAUGGUUUUCUGAAACAAUGCCUCAUGAUCAAUGUGACGAGUCGUGCAUUGGUCUUGAUAAAAUGAAAGUACAGCUAUGUCCGGAAGAAAAACACUUACGCAGAUUGGUAGCAGGACUAACGAAUGACAUUUGUCGUGAGCUCUUCAUUUCACUUGAGAUGGAAACUAGUAUUUGGGACGAUGUACGUCAACAGUUCAAUCAUCUUCAUCCUGACGACUCAAAAUUCACUUCUCUGAUAAGAUGGAAAGAAGGGAGAAGAAAUCCUACGUUCCAAGAUAUUGUUGAUGCCUUAGAAAAAUGCAACCUAGAUAAACAUCUACUUUGUCAGGUUUUUAGAGAUGUAGUUCCAGAUACCUCAGGAAUUUCAGUUGAUACUAUGGACAAAGUACCAUCUACCGCUACUUUGCACUGUCUGGCAAACCAUAUCGGAAACAGUAGUAUGCAGUUAGGUGUAGAACUAAACUUAACUAUGUCUGAAAUACACAACAUACAAUACGAACACAAGGACAAGCUGUUGAAUCAGACGAAGGAAAUCUUACGGAUCUGGCAGCAGAAGAAAGCUCCAAGACCUACAAAUACAAUACUGAUCAAAGCCUUACAUAGGAUUGGAAAAAUCAACUGCAUAAGCAUGAUAAGAUGAAUAACAUUGUUAUACAGGCAUACUGGUGCAUAUGAUGUGUACCAUGUCAUCUCAUCUUGAGCUUUGAUUUAAAUGUAAUUAUUGUACAUAAAUACUGUUUACAAAUGUGCAUAGAAUAAUUGUUUUUAAACUUAAUAAAAACAUACAGAAAAUA
Messenger RNA from Mytilus californianus (California mussel), 4104 nucleotides. RefSeq lists its product as uncharacterized. NCBI's taxonomy places the organism in Eukaryota, Metazoa, Mollusca, Bivalvia, Mytilida, Mytilidae. Gene Ontology annotation, molecular function: protein binding. The transcript is spliced from 19 exons. Gene Ontology annotation, biological process: signal transduction. Bases 216 to 3950 code for a protein of 1244 amino acids. The record is from RefSeq and is a predicted model, not a curated record.